CCGUCUUGUCACACAUUAGAAUCAAGGGAAUUAGAGCGUAAUAAGAAUAGAUGCCUUCUAACGCAUCCCAUAUAAACCUUGACAUUCGCAGUUCAGUGUGACAGGAGAUAUGACGUUGGAAAACUUUCCCUCCCGCGUGGAAAUGCCGAAGCAACUUGCAGACAGGUAUGCAGAAUACCCAGGUCCUGUACAUGAUCAACCAAUGUAUUAUCCAUACGAACCAUCUGCCACAUCUCAAGGCCAUAUAAGCCAUGUAUCAUUGCCUUCAAAACACCACUUCAGCGGUGGAAGCCAUAAAAACAAUGCCGCGAUGUCAGCGUUAACGCUGCUGGCUUUUCUUUUUUUUCUCCACAUUCUCCAACAAUGUUUAAAAGAACAUAUGACUGCUGUCAGUACACCGCAGGUCAUGAUAAUGACCGGUGGAAAAGAGGGCGAGGAAACCAUCCGUCGAACAUCAAACAAAAAAGUUGAUAAAACCGGUGUUUUAGAAACGGAAGAAAAACGUAAAAAUACAUUAAAUCCAAGUGACGUAACUGAAUCAUCAAACGAUGAUAGUAACAAAUUUUUCAUGAAAAUCACUUCAUCCGAUAACGCGCACUGGAAAAAGUUCCAAAAUAAUCCAAACACGUAUAAAAACGAUUAUAAAUCUGAAGUUCCAGAAUAUUAUUAGAACCGGGGGUGA
Maniola jurtina (meadow brown) is the source of this 682-nucleotide messenger RNA. RefSeq lists its product as uncharacterized. The transcript is spliced from 3 exons. The record is from RefSeq and is a predicted model, not a curated record. Lineage: Eukaryota; Metazoa; Arthropoda; Insecta; Lepidoptera; Nymphalidae.